UCACUUGUAGGCGCGGGAGCUCCGAGCCGACGGCCGCAGUUUCCUAAGGUAGAUGAUAAUGCAGAGAUCUCAGCUCCUAGGCUUUUAAAAGCAGGUCUAGUCGGGGCUCUUCUCCAGCUCCGCCGCCAGGGACUCCAACGCUUCUCAGCCAGCUGCUUCCAGCUGUGUUGCCCAAAUUGAGGAAAUCUAAUUCGUCGGAAGUAGCUGUGGGAGCUCCAUCUGUGGGACUCGAAUCUGCGAAUAGUUCACUCCGUCCCGUCCCUGCAGGAAUUAUUUGUAGAGUAGUAAGUAUGCUAAUAUUAAGUAAGAUAGCAGGAGUUUUCCCCAGAUCACCGAAGAGUAACGUUCAUGGAUUUUUAAGAAGUUCUAGUGUUGGCCCUGGAACACUUUUUCCUCAUAAACUGGUACUGGGAAUUGAAACCAGCUGUGAUGAUACAGCAGCUGCUGUGGUGGAUGACGCUGGACAUGUGUUGGGAGAAGCAAUGCAUUCCCAGACCGAAGUUCAUUUAAAAACAGGUGGGAUUGUUCCUCCAGUAGCUCAACAGCUUCACAGAGAAAAUAUUCAACGAAUAGUAGAAGAAACUCUUUCUGCCAGCAGCAUCUCUCCACGUGAUCUCUCAGCGAUUGCAACUACCGUCAAACCAGGACUGGCUCUAAGCUUAGGUGUAGGCUUAUCAUUUAGCUUACAGCUAGUAAAUCAGUUUAAAAAGCCAUUCAUUCCUAUUCAUCAUAUGGAGGCACACGCUCUUACUAUUAGGCUGACCAAUAAAGUAGAGUUUCCCUUUUUAGUUCUUUUGAUUUCUGGAGGUCACUGUCUCUUGGCGUUAGUCCGAGGUGUUUCAGAUUUUCUGCUUCUUGGGAAGUCUUUGGACAUAGCACCAGGUGACAUGCUCGACAAGGUGGCAAGAAGACUUUCUUUAAUCAAACAUCCAGAAUGUUCUACGAUGAGUGGUGGGAAGGCUAUAGAACAUUUGGCCAAACAAGGAAAUAGAUUCCAUUUUACUAUCAAUCCUCCCAUGCAGAAUGUUAAGAAUUGCGAUUUUUCUUUUACGGGACUUCAGCAUGUUAUCGAUAGGCUGAUAAAGCACAAGGAGAAAGAAGAAGGUGUUGAGAAGGGACAAAUCCUGUCUUCAGCUGCAGACAUUGCUGCUGCGGUGCAGCAUACAACAGCGUGCCACCUUGCGAAAAGAACACAUCGUGCCAUUCUGUUCUGCAAGCAGAAAAAUUUGUUAUCUCCAGCUGAUGCAGUAUUAGUAAGCUAAUUAUUAUUAGCAUUACCUGCUAGUAAUGGUACACUUUCCAGCAUGUUUUUACCCCUCAGGAAUCUAGUUGACUUUGUAUUUAGAUGAGUAGGUCCUUGUGUCUCAUGCUGGACAAUGUAAAAUAAUACAGAAUAAAAGCAAUGUAUAGCUGUAAUCAAGGUAGACAUAACAUCUUUAUGGAGCAUAUAUAUAGCCUGUGUAUAAAAAAAUCCCAGGCUACAUUUUCUCUUUGAACUUUAAGAGGGUUUACCAUAAAGAAACCAUAACAACAUUGUGGUUACUAUUUUGAAAAAAGUAGGCUGCUAUCCUCCAUCUUUUAAUGAAAUCUCUUUAAAUGUGCUUACAAGACUUGAUAAUCUUCCUAUUUAAUGGGUCUUAGAUCUUUGAAAAUUAUAAACUUAAGGAAAUGUCUAAAUUUGGCAACUUGCAAGAUGGAAUAUUAAAAAUGAGUAUUAGAAAUAAUGGUUUC
Cricetulus griseus (Chinese hamster) is the source of this 1731-nucleotide messenger RNA. NCBI's taxonomy places the organism in Eukaryota, Metazoa, Chordata, Mammalia, Rodentia, Cricetidae. The record is from RefSeq and is a predicted model, not a curated record.